AUGUCGCGCUCCAGCCAGGCGAAGCGCGAGCUUCAUUUCGUGACGGUUUCGUCCGGUAGAUCAGCCUCUAGUCCGGAUGCAAAGCAACGGAAGUCACUGCGUUCUUUCGUGAUGCAAGACUAUCUCCGACAGAAGAAUGAUCCUGAGUGGCAUUUCGCUCCGGCAAAGGUAGACGCCCACAUCAGCUCACACAUCUAUCGAUUUCGCACCUCCAGGCCGGCGUCGUCGACCGUAAGCAGAAAAAGGCCGACCAAAGGAAGACGAGUGCAGGACAACACUGCUCCCCCUAGAAAGCCGAGAAAACUGCUCCCUGCGGAUUCUCAGACCACAGAGGUUGCAGCUUCUGAGAUUCCAGACGAGAGUCAGAGUCCUCGAUCACGUUCACACCUCCAUGAUCUCGACAUGCUCGACCCUUUUCAUACGCUAUCCGUCGAUUUUUCUGACUCCAAGACGGUCGACUUACUUCAAUACUAUCAUAGUUCGUUCUGGGCCAACUCUUAUGCUUGCAAUCCUGAAGGGCGGUGGAUUUCAAUCGCACUAAUGGAUCCGGCAAUCAUACAUGCCACGCUCUGUCUGGUGGCCAUUCACAGGAGGGAUAUUUUUUCCAUCAGUUUAUCUCACGACUACUUCAAGCAUCGAGGCAUUGCUAUGAAGAUCAUCAGUGGACGGUUGAACAAUUCAGCUCAAGCCAUAAGCGAUGCCACCAUCGGUGCUGUAGCCAUCAUUUCAAGCUCAGACCAUCACUUUGAAUGGCCGGAUGAUGUGCAAGAGGCGCACGCCGUCGGCUUGGCUGAACUGGUAGCGUUACGGGGUGGUAUGGAGAAACUCACCUCGAACAGACAUGUUCAGCGAGUUGCUGGUUGGGCAGACCUACUCCAAUCUGCCAUGCAUGGUACGAAGCUGCAAAUGAAACUGCCAUCAAGUCUGAGCAAAGCUUCGUCAACGGACAUCAAUAUCGAACCUGGCAAGGUAGUUAAACAACAUGCUUCUGGUGUCAUGCUGUCUGAAAUGCACCCUCGUACUGCCUACAUCCUGAGUGCGCUUCGGCGUCUUGCGGACUUGAAGUCAAGUCUAUUGGAGAAACGCAGUAUCGACCUCUGUCAAUCGUUCAGCGACUUACUCUGGAAGCUUGAACAUUUUAUUCUGGAGAAGCAGGAUCAGACUGGCCUUCAAGAUUCUGCAAAAUCGUCUCACGUCCACGUCGGGGAGGAGAUCACCGAUUCUGUUGGGCUUGCCGCACUUAUCAUGUCGUACUCGCACUUGCGAGAUCUGGCGGCGCCGGUACUCUACGACAAACUCAGUACACGAUUAAGAAGCACGCUAUCUGCAGCUACGUCACAGACAUAUGCGCGAGGACUCCUUGUCGACAACGAGCUUGCCGUGCUGCUGUGGGUAUUGAACAUGGGACUGCGAGGUUCGAAGACCAAUCUUGGGAACAGACUCUGGUUUGCCGGAAAGAUGGCAGCAGUAUGCUCGAAUAAUGGAGUUCUUUCACUGCCCGAUUUGAAGGAAAGGAUCCAGAGUGUGGUGCCACAAGCACAGGGGGCGCUGGACAUUACUGAGCCAAACUGGAAAAUGGUGGACAAUCUGAUAUGGCUGGAGAACGAGGAGAUAUAG
Messenger RNA from Exophiala spinifera, 1617 nucleotides. RefSeq lists its product as uncharacterized. The record is from RefSeq and is a predicted model, not a curated record. NCBI's taxonomy places the organism in Eukaryota, Fungi, Ascomycota, Eurotiomycetes, Chaetothyriales, Herpotrichiellaceae. Bases 1 to 1617 code for a protein of 538 amino acids. The transcript has a single exon.